Messenger RNA from Cryptotermes secundus, 3248 nucleotides. RefSeq names its product putative mediator of RNA polymerase II transcription subunit 12. Gene Ontology annotation, cellular component: chitin-based extracellular matrix. The record is from RefSeq and is a predicted model, not a curated record. Bases 96 to 1721 code for a protein of 541 amino acids. The transcript is spliced from 2 exons. NCBI's taxonomy places the organism in Eukaryota, Metazoa, Arthropoda, Insecta, Blattodea, Kalotermitidae. Gene Ontology annotation, molecular function: structural constituent of chitin-based larval cuticle.
CACUCUGCGUUAGUCUCGUGCUGAAGUUGAACAGAAGUACUCCCAGGAGGUGAUAGUGUGUUUGUAAAGUGACAAGUGAUUCUAAGUGUUCCAACAUGAGGCAGCACCUGCAGACGCUGCCAGUCCUAGUGGGAAUCACGGUGCUCCUGCUGGUGUCUCCAGGCCUGGCUCGGCGCGUGCGCGUAAGACCAGUAAAUGAUGACGUAGAAGAUCAGGAAGUGCGGGGUCAACGUGUACAGUACUACGCAGCCCAGGCACCUGCAGACGAUUCACAGACCGCUGGGGUUGUUCUGGUAUCAAGCCAAGAUGCUUACGGGGGCCUUCAGUACUCUCGACCACGGGCACAAACAACUGUUGACGAACAACAGUAUCGAACAGUUGGCAGAGCUCUGUCUGCUACCCGCCCAGUUGCAAGGCCCAAGGAAGCUUCAAAACAGCCUCCUGUACAAACUAUCCGUAAUUACAGCAAGUACAAUGAUGAUGGCUCCUUUACGUUUGGAUACGAAGCAGCUGAUGGCAGCUUCAAGGAGGAAGUGCGAGGUACAGACUGCGUUGUGAGGGGCAAGUAUGGAUACGUAGACCCUGAUGGCAACAAGAGGGAGUUCACGUAUGUGUCCGGCAACCCGUGCGACCCGAACAGUGUCAGUGAGGAAGAGGACGAGCAUGCCAAAGGACUGGCUGAAGACAGUGGAGAAGAAAACAUUCCAAAAGGACCGUUGAGACCACUGAGGCCAAGACCUACUGUUGCACCCCACACGAGGACAACAACGACACUUUUCCAAGAAAACUACAACCAGGCUGAUGAAGAUGAUCUAGACGAUGACCGACAACAGGUGUACCAUUCGGCGUCCCCCGUGAGAGGGCGCGUUGUUCCACUACCCACUCAGAGACCACAAGUGUACCAGUACGUCCAGGAUGAACAAGAUUCCGUAACACAACGCCCAGCAGUCAGAAUCACGCCACGUCCUCUCACAGUGGCCACAACUGUCAAGUCACAACUGCCUGCAACCACUUACCGGCCUCAGCUCCUGCCUAUAUCCGUCACCCCUCGACCUGGUGUCGUAUAUACCAAACAAGUUACCAGCGUUGGGCAUCCAACCCAGUCCUCCCUUUAUGCUACUCCCACGACUACGGCUCCUGUUGAUUUUGAUGCCGAACUGAGGAAAUUCCAGCUGCAGAACAACGUAGUGACGACACCACGAACUGUAGCGCGUCCCGCUGUGGCUCUACAGUCACAGUAUCAACAGCCUAGGCCAAUCACACGACCACAGACAGUAUCUCAAUCGUCUGCCAAACCUCUGUCCUCGGAUCCCGUGUAUCAGACGGAACUGGUGUACGAUCCAUCCAGCGGUCAAUACAACACAGUCUUGUACCAGACACUGCCUCAAACAACAGCUGAGGUGAGCCUUAAGCAUAGGCUACAGCCGUUUGUGAACACACAGCAGUCCCAGUCAUUGUUCACACCUCAGAUCUACGAACAGAUACAGCAGAACCAACAGCUGUAUUCUAGACAGCAGCAACAGCAACAGCGUGUGGUAGAACAGCGGUACGAGCAGCCAGCCACCAAGACCACCGGUCCUCAGAGGUUCCAGCUCUACCAACCACAACAAUCUGCUCAGCGUCCUGUACAGCCGUUCUACUAUGUAGCGCCCUCUGACGUCGGUGGGCAAGCCCAGGGACAAAUCGACGCUUUCCUCAGGGGACACAAUAUUGCGUUCUGAAUAUAUCCCUGAAACAAAUGGGACCAGUGAGGCGUCCCAGUACUCGUGCAUUUGAAGUGACAUAAAUAUUGUACUUUGUCGGACUGCGUCAACAGCUCAGAGGUUCUUCCCCUUCUGACAAAGUCCAAAGUCAUUGAUGUGAGUAGAGCAGUGGUUCCCAAACUGUAAUUAGCAAGCCCUAAGGCGUACGCAAAAAUAUGAAAGGAGACAACUGGAAAAAUGCCAAAUAUCGGAAUUCUUUUGUGCCAAUUUUUUAAGACAAAUAAAAAAAUAAAUCAUUAAUUUUAAUAUGGAGGUUCUGUUUGUUUCUUCGAAGAAACAUUAUAAAAAUCUCUCUUCUUUGCAUAGCUACACUACCUUUCUCUUCAGAGAGGUAAUGAAUUCUGAAACACUCUAUAAAUAUUUAGCUUUAUGGUGUGUUUCAUAUCAGGUUGAUGUUUGGAAGUUAAUAAAAUAAAAUCCAGGGAAGGAAUUUCCCCAAAUUAUAUAAUUUGAUAAGAUUUUUUUUUCGGGUUUGUUAGGGAGGAAUUCGGGAAUUGGUAAAGUUUGGGAACCACUGAUGUAGAGGUAAAACGAUUAUUUCUGACACAUAUUAUUCACAACCAAAAAAAUAAUUACAGCAACUGCUCGAAAAAAGUAUUCAACGCGAAAAUAUUUGAGAUACUUUUUUCGUGUAUUUCAUAAUACUUUAUAUUCCAAGAACGAAUGCCUACCAAUGAGAGUAACCAAAUUUACUUAGGAGCAAAUUGUGCCAUUUAUAUGAGAUACGGCCCUCCAUAAGAGGGGCCAAAGUCUCCCAGUGUAUGGUACUAUUACGUGCGCUACAGCAGUGACAGGGCUCGAAAAUGAGCAAAUUUCUCUCCACACAUAUAAGUGUAAUGAUGUAUAUUAUGGGAGAAUUAGGUGUAGAAGAUGAGGAAUAGGAGAGCAGGUAACUGAGUAAACUAACGACGGAAAACCCAUGAAAGGAUAAAGCCAAGAACAUGAAGUUUCUCUUCAUAACAUGUAACAUGUUUUAUUCAUCGACCGAUAAGAAGUCAUGACACUCAAAAUAUUCUCAUAACGUCCUGUAUAAGACUUGACACCACUUUCCAGUUUAUGCCUGAGCUAUUCUGUCUGCACAUCGCUGCAAAUGUUGACCAACUUCAGAUGCUAAUGCUCAUAUAUGUUACUCGUAGCAGUCUAAUAUUUUCCAUAACCUUCUGCCACCAGAGCCUAAAAUACUUUUGUAAAAUAUAAAUUUAUCUCUAUACAGUUAUGCAAUUAAUUUGGAUUAUUAUUUAAUGACGUACUUAACACAGAUUAUUAAGAUUAAAUAUACUCUUCUGGUCUUUCUUAUUCUCACUCUUUUUUUCUAUCUUAUUUCUCAUUCUUAGUCCAUAGGCGUGGAGCAUUCCAGCCUUUUAUUCUCAAAUUAUUUACUUUCACAACUUCAUAUGUUGCUUGUGACAAAUGUCAUUUUAAUAUUGUAGUUAUGUGUAUAGGAUAUUGGUGGGAAAUCCAGAAUGAAAGAGACCACUGGGAAGA